This is a messenger RNA of Lemur catta (Ring-tailed lemur), 2487 nucleotides long. It is a transcript of the gene SRD5A2, whose product is annotated as steroid 5 alpha-reductase 2. Bases 94 to 858 code for a protein of 254 amino acids. The transcript is spliced from 5 exons. Gene Ontology annotation, cellular component: membrane. NCBI's taxonomy places the organism in Eukaryota, Metazoa, Chordata, Mammalia, Primates, Lemuridae. The record is from RefSeq and is a predicted model, not a curated record. Gene Ontology annotation, molecular function: 3-oxo-5-alpha-steroid 4-dehydrogenase activity. Gene Ontology annotation, biological process: steroid biosynthetic process.
GGACGCAGGGUGGUGUCUCGAGCUACAUAAGGGGCCGUGGGGUCCGCGCUCGCCUCUACGUGGGCAGCAGCCGCUGGCGGGGAACGCGGCGCGAUGUCGGGUCGGUGCCAGCAGAGCCCAGUGCUGGCAGGCAGCGCCACUUUAGCUGCCUUGGGGGCACUGACGCUGUACCUCGCGAAGCCCUCCGGCUACGGGAAGUACACCGAGAGCCUGACGCCCUCGGCUACCCGCCUGCCCGCCGGCGCCGCCUGGUUCCUGCAGGAGCUGCCCGCCUUCGCGGUGCCCGCGGGCAUCCUCGCCUGGCAGCCCUGCUCCCUCUUCGGGUCGCCCGGGACUGUGCUUCUGGGCCUCUUCUGCGCGCAUUACUUCCACAGGACAUUUGUUUACCCAUUGCUCAACAGAGGGAGGCCUUUUCCACUUGUAUUCAUUUUCAGAGGCUUUGUCUUCUGCACGGGAAAUGGAUUCCUUCAAGGCUACUAUCUGAUUUACUGUGCGGAAUACCCUGAUGAGUGGUACACGGACACACGGUUCAGCUUGGGUGUCUUCUUAUUUAUUUUGGGAAUGGGAAUCAACAUUCAUAGUGACUAUAUAUUGCGCCAGCUCAGGAAGCCUGGAGAAACCACCUAUAGGAUUCCACAAGGUGGCUUGUUUACCUACGUUUCUGGAGCCAAUUUCUUUGGUGAGAUCGUUGAAUGGAUGGGCUAUGCCCUGGCCACUUGGUCCCUCCCAGCGCUUGCAUUUGCAUUUUUCUCACUUUGUUUCCUUGGGAUGCGAGCUUUUCACCACCACAGGUUCUACCUCAAGAUGUUUGAGGACUACCCCAAAUCUCGGAAAGCGCUUAUUCCAUUAAUCUUUUAAAGAAACCAAAUAGAAAAGGAGCAAAUCUCCUGUAAUACUGAUGAAAACUGUCAAGCUGCUGAGACUGUAACUUUUGUGGUGUCAUAUUCCAUGAAAUCUCCCAUCUGUAUAUUCGUUAGUUCUCUUGGUGUUCUGCCAGCUGGCCUGGGGAUUCUGAGUGGUGCCUGCUUAGUUUACUCCCACUCUUCCAGGGGUCCCCAUCCCCAUCUCCUGUUGAACCUUUCCCAGAUGGAGAUGUUUGCUUCUUAGCUAUUCCUCUUAGAAAGUGUAAAACUUCCCCUAAGUAUUUUUUUCUUUGGUUAAUCCAAGUAAAGGUGGCUUUAUACUUAUGCUCUAUUCAUGUGGCACAGCUCUGUAAUCAAGAAUGUUUUGAAUUGGGGGUGAUGCUUCUAGAACUUAUUAAAGGUACACAUUUUGUACCUGGCCAGAGUAGCAGAAACUUUGAAGCCACAUAGACUCAGAGCAAACCCAUUCCUAAAAGAAAAUACACUCAGUUCUUCCUUUUUUGUAAAUUAGGAAAGAUAUGAAAUUAUUAAGCACACCUUUCUUUAAUAAGGAUCCCUUUUCUCAUACUGCAAAAUGUAAAUGCAUUAAUUCCAUUUUGUAUAUGUGCUGUGUCUUAGUUGAAGAGUACCUCUGUCUUCCAGAAGAUUUACAGUCCCCAUUGGAGAUAUAUUAGCCUAACCCAGAACACUGGUAUGGGUUUUCUUGAGGGCCAGGUUUUAAUGACCACAAAGAAAAAGACAUGACCCUGGAUGGCUCCCGAGAGAGUGAAAAAGUGUUUUACAAUAGACAUUGCAAACUCUGAUGUUCUUGGAAGCUGGUGGGCAUAUCCAAAUAAUGAGAGAGUGUCGAGUAAGGAAAAUUCACGAUUCAGGUCACAUGCUGCUUAUCUUGACAAGACGUCUACAGCGAUGUGGAGUACAUCAGAAGCACCGAGCAGCUUUCCUCUUCUGGAAUUUCUCCAUCACAGUCCUCAGGACCUGUUUAAGAAGCUGUCUCCUGGGGGUGGCCUAAACAUCAGCCCUCCAUGGUCCUGAGGGCAGAGGCUGAAGAUUGUAGGCCGGGGACACAUCUGGGCAGAAAACCUGUUUUGUUUGGCUCGAACACAUAGUUUGAUUUUUUUCUUUACAUUCGAAGUUUCCAAAAUUUAAAAAUUAGGAGGUUUCUAUGUAAAACUCUGGCAUUCUGGUUUCAUUUAAAAAGCUGGAGUCUCUGGGCUCACAGGGCCUGUGUUCCCACAUGAGGCGUGGGACUAAGUCUCCAGAGAGCAUUUGAGUUUGCAGCCUCUUGGGAGGGGGUCACCCUUGUGUGGGUGCUGAGAUACCGGACUCUCUGAGGAAGGGGAUGAACACUUGUAAUCAGCAUUCAUGUAAAUAUCUGUUUCCUCAGGCCUAGGUGUGUGGAAGCAUUGGCAGUAUUUGGUAAACUCCGUCAGAUGUGGUGCUAAGUACAGAAACUCACUAUGUAAGUACACAGGAAACUUGAAAGGUGUGAGAAUGGCGUACAUUACUAAAACAAUACAAAUUGUAAUCAUAUAAAUAAAUGUUUUUGCUGUUCAUUAAAUGUCUUUCAAAUCAUGGAUGUUAAGUAAUUUUGUUUGAAUUAAAAGGUUCUGGGACUUGUGGA